GUCUAUACGUUUGAUAAAAAUAAAUCAUUAUAUGCACACGAAACGGUUUAAUACAUGUAUUGCACAAAUGUUUACUUGUUUACUGUUGCGGACAUGAGAUUUGAUUUGACAUAAAAACAGUAAAUGCUUAAUAAAUGAUAUAAUUUAUUUAAAAGGCAUAAACUUAGCAAAUGUUCAUUGUUGGAUUAAAAGCGAAAGAGGAAGUAAAUAAUUAAAAUGGCGACAGGUGGGAGUGAAGUCGCCUCAGAUGAAAUUUCCGAAUUUCAAUGCUUUACUUGUACUAACAAGAGUGCUGUGAAAUACUGUGUAGAGUGUCAAGGUAACUGUUGCCAGGCAUGUGUUGAUACACAUUCACGAUUUCCGGCUUUAAAAGGACACACGUUGCUUGACACAUCAAGCUGUCAGACCCCUGGAUCGUCGGCAACAUUGCUGGCGGUGCCGACAGAAAGAUGUAGCGUUCACACCAUCAAAUUAUUGGACAUGUACUGUAAGGACCAUGAUGAGGUGGGCUGUACAACCUGUAUGGCUCUAAAUCACAGACUGUGCAGAAAUGUCCACUCUAUUCCUGAUGAUAUUGACGUUUUGUUAGAAACAACCGACAUAAAAGAAAUCAACCAGACUUUACAACGCAGUAAAGGAGCGUUUGAAGACAUACAAAAGAAUAAACGUGUACUCCUAAAAGACUUAGAUUCCUCAAAGAAGGAGGCUGACACAGCAAUAGAACACGCCAGUGAGGAAUUCAUCGCUCUUGUUAAAAACCUUGAGAGGAAGUCAAAGGAAGACGUCGAAAACGUAUAUCAAACAUCCAAGACCCGCGUUGAAAAAGACACGAAAGAAGCAGAUCGCCAAAUAGAUGAUCUAGAGAAGGUAAUGACAGACUUACAAACAUCAGAAGGAAAUAAGGCACAGCAAUUUGUUUGUAUGAAAAUAGCCAAUCGGAAAAUCAAAGAAGCAAAAGAAGUUGAGAUAACCUUCAAAACUGAGACAGAGGUGAAAGUUACAUUUCUAGUGGACCCGAAUAUGCAGGCGUACUUUCAAAACCUGAAGACAAUCGGGACAGUAAGCAGUGUGAUGCCUACAGCUGAACGGACUGAAAUAUACACAGUUGCGCAGACCAAAGAUAUGAAUGUUAAAAUUAAACAGGAUUCUACAACUUGUAAUAUAUAUGGCUCAUGCUGGACUGAAGAUGGAUCGCUGCUUCUGGUUGAUCUUAGCAACAAAAAGCUGAAACGCGCAAACAUGACAAGUAUGACUGUGGAUGGUUACUGCAAUUUUGACAAUAAACCGUUUGGCGUCUGUUGUACAAAUAGACAAGAGGCAGUCGUUACAUUCUAUACCAAUGCAAACUUCAUCCAGUUUGUCUCAAUUGAUAAUCAGCUAUCGCCCUCAAGGAAAGUCCAGAUGAAUCAUAAUUGUUUAGGCAUUGCUUAUAAGGAAGAUAAGCUAUAUAUAACUGAUGAUUCCAAAACCAUAUACAUACAUGACAUGGCAGGUAACGAGUUACAAGCAAUAUCACAGGAUAGUUCUGGCAAUGGUCUGUUUAGCGGCCCCAGACAGAUUGCUUUUAACGACGUCAAGCAGGGUGUAUUUGUUCCAGACUGGGAAAAAGGAGUUAUAAUUCUAGAUGGACAUUAUCAACCAGUGGCUAUAUUUACUGAUUCAGGAUUGUCCAAUGCGUCAGGAGUGUGUACCGACCGUAGAGGUAAUAUCUUUGUGUGUGGACGUAGCUCAGAUAACAUAAUACAGAUCGGAUAUGAUUGCAAGAAGAGAGGAGUAGUGGUUGACAAGUCUGGUGGAAUUCAAACGCCACAGUCUGCCUGCUUUGAUCCAAUUCAAUGUAGACUGAUUGUUACACAGCCUAAAGACACUGUUAAAAUCUAUGAUCUUAAGUAAAUUAGAUUUCAUAUAGAGAAAAUAUAAAUAUGAUUACUGUGUAAAAAGACUAUUGUUAGGGACAAAUCUGUUUUUAUGUAAUAUAAACUUAAACGGUAUCUCCCUAUGACAGAUUUAUAAAAUCAGUAAGUUGAGUCAUAGCCACUUGAUAAUAAUCAACUUUUUCUGGAAUGAAAUAUCCAGAAGUUGCAUUUUAUGAGACUCACCUUUUCAAAUAAAUGUGCGCCCAAUCUAAAUGUAUGCAUUACUUUCUGCUUUGAAUUAAACUACGUUUUACAAGUUACUUAUGUAUGGUGGCAUAUUUCUGCAUGGGAUAAUCAUAAUUUUUUCAAUUUUCAUGAAUAUUUUAUGAACUCACAACAAUUUUCGUGAAAAAUUGAAAACACUUUCCUGAAUUUCAGAGAACGUGUUCGUGACAAUAUUAUCUGUUUAUCGAGACUAUAUGUCAAAAUAGUGCCCAUUAUUUCAUAAAGAUAACUCUAUAAAGACAAUUUCCGUUUUCAUGAGACAAGGACGUCUGGUGAAAACAAAAGUUCAUGAAAAUUUUAUGAUUAUCCUAUGUAGAAAUAUGCCACCAUAUUGGCACAAUCGUGAUUUUUUUUCACUUAGAACAAGGGUUUCUUGAAAGGUGUUUUUUAAUUUUCGCGAAAACUAUACGAAUUUUCGCUAAAACUAUCUGCUUAAGUGGAUGCAGAAAUAUGCCACCAUACUACUUUUUAACAACACACUUUUUCAUUAUCUGCAUGUGAACGUGUACAUAAUUGCAACAGUACAAAUUGUAAAACAACAACUUGAACAAUAACCCAUUCUACAUGUAAAUCAAAUUUAUAUAAAGUAUCAGACUAUACUUGGAUUAUUUGCAAACAGAAAUAUAGAAGAAAUGUUUAAUGAACUCCAUUGUUUGUGUUAAUGUAAGUAAGUAAUUACAUGUUAAUGUAACAUCUAGUUAAAAGUAUCAUAAUUUUGUAGUCAUCGUCGGGUCUUAUUUCAGGACGAUAUUGUCAUAUUUGCUAUUGCUCAGGCUUAAGUUACAGGAUGACAGGGCUAUUUGAUAUAGAGAUGGUACGGUAGUGGUUUUUAUAUAUACCGAAUACGGAACUACCUAAAUUCACAUGAAGACUGAUGUUUAUUUCUGCACUUUUAAUAUUGUAUUAGCUAAGUAAAAAUACAACAAUGCUUUAAUUUUA
This is a messenger RNA of Mercenaria mercenaria, 3080 nucleotides long. RefSeq lists its product as uncharacterized. Lineage: Eukaryota; Metazoa; Mollusca; Bivalvia; Venerida; Veneridae. The transcript is spliced from 2 exons. Bases 217 to 1893 code for a protein of 558 amino acids. The record is from RefSeq and is a predicted model, not a curated record. Gene Ontology annotation, biological process: positive regulation of DNA-templated transcription. Gene Ontology annotation, cellular component: chromatin; nucleoplasm. Gene Ontology annotation, molecular function: ubiquitin-protein transferase activity; zinc ion binding.